AUGCGAGAGAAGGUGCUUCUGGAAACCAAGUCCUUAGAAUCGGUUUACAAGACCAUUGGCGACCACAACAACUAUCUUUGCUCGCAACUUGAACAGUAUAAGGCUUAUCUCCAGAACGUCCGGAUCACGAGCACGGCCAACCAGAAGAGAAAAACCGUUGGCGGCGGCGUCGGCGUCGUCAGCGUUGACGGCAAGGAGAAGAAAAUCCCAAAGGCUCAGGCCCUGGGGCCCUACAAAUUCAGCCAUGCCCAGUUCGAGAAGGAAGGUGUGAUCGUCAACACUAACGUCCCUGAAAACCGACGGGCCAAUAUCUUCUUCCAGAUCGUCUCGCCCUCGCCUGGCACAUUCAUCAUUGCAUUGCACUAUAAAGGCCGAGAGAAGGCGAUCUUGGAGAUGGACCUGAAGAUCAACGACCUCUUCCGAUAUUCGAUCCUCUAUGCUUUCCUGGACAACUCGGCCCGGCUCAACGCUCUCAUCAUCUUCUCUGGCCGCCUUCCGAUCAUCCGGCUUUCACCCAGCCAUCCGCCUACGCCAGCCCUCGCUGGCUCACUUGCCACGCGCCCCCCCCUGAUGACUGCUCGACCUCGCCUGCUCCUCAUCUCCGCCAUCGACACCCUCCUCUGA
Messenger RNA from Puccinia triticina, 624 nucleotides. RefSeq lists its product as uncharacterized. Lineage: Eukaryota; Fungi; Basidiomycota; Pucciniomycetes; Pucciniales; Pucciniaceae. The transcript is spliced from 4 exons. Gene Ontology annotation, molecular function: protein binding; GTPase activator activity. The record is from RefSeq and is a predicted model, not a curated record. Gene Ontology annotation, biological process: regulation of actin cytoskeleton organization. Gene Ontology annotation, cellular component: cell cortex. The coding region runs from base 1 to 624 and encodes 207 amino acids.